Knipowitschia caucasica is the source of this 618-nucleotide messenger RNA. NCBI's taxonomy places the organism in Eukaryota, Metazoa, Chordata, Actinopteri, Gobiiformes, Gobiidae. The record is from the annotation of a GenBank genome assembly.
AUGCUGCUCUCCAGAAGAGACCUACAGCAGUGGUGUUUCGCUCUCUUCUUACUGUGCUCUCCAGUGCCACAUUACGGACGACCCAUCAAUGCACUGAGCAACAGAAUAAGGCGCUCUGUGACACAUGCCCAGCUGAUGCACGACAAAGGCCGGACUCUGCAAGAUUUCAAACGGCGCAUGUGGCUCCAGGAGCUUCUGGACGAGGUGCACACGGCGGAGAUCCGUGACUUACCGAUCCGCACGACCAGCAGUGGCGGAAGUACGAGCGGCGCAGGUGGGGGUUUGUCUGGAGGAAGUGUGGACAUCAACCUGAGCACCACAGGCAGCACGCUGCACUCCAAACCCCCGGGAGGAACCAAGAACCUGCCCCUCAGCUUCGGGCUGCCCGAGGAGGACGCCCACCUGCCCCAGGAGACCAACAAGUCUCACACGUACAAAGACGGGAACCUCAAGACCACGAGCAAAAGGAAGAAGAAAGGCCGUUCUGGGAAGCGACGGGAAGGGGACAAGAGGAAGAGGAGAGCGCGCUCACUCGAGUGGUCUUUGGAGGAAGACCACGGCAGUGGAAGACACGCGGAGUGGACGUCUCUGCUCGGCCUGCAGAGGGCGCUGCAAUAA